GUGGCUCUGAUGCUUAAGAUGAGCGAAGCUCCCUUAAGCCCAAAUGUGAUCAGAAUGUUUGAAUGGUUCGAAGACCCCAAGGAUGUAAUAGUGAUUAUGGAGUACCCUGAGCCCUGCCUAAGCUUAUGGAGAUAUCUCUCAGAACCACUGAGUGAAAACACAGCACGCGUUUUAAUGCGUCAGGCAGUACAGGGAGUGAUCGACUGCAUUGACCACGGCGUGUUUCACACUGACAUCCAUCCGGGCAACAUUCUGGUCAACACGAGCACACUGGAGCUCAAGUUGAUUGACUUUGGUUGUGGUCAGCUGUUGACUACUGCUGGCUACAAUAUAAGUCAGUAUAGAGGAGUACCAGACUACUGCCCACCUGAGGUCUUUAACAAGCGCAGGUAUCAGGCCAUCCCUGUAAACGUCUGGAGUCUAGGUUUGGUUCUGUAUAAAAUGGUCAACGGGCGUAUAAAUAUGCCUUUUGAAAACUCAAAGAAAGUCCAGUUUGUGAAUCCCGACUUAUCGGAAGGGCUAAACAUAAAUGUGCUGGACAUUACACAGGACUGAGUUGACCAGACCAGAC
Paramisgurnus dabryanus is the source of this 571-nucleotide messenger RNA. RefSeq names its product serine/threonine-protein kinase pim-2-like. The record is from RefSeq and is a predicted model, not a curated record. Gene Ontology annotation, cellular component: cytoplasm. NCBI's taxonomy places the organism in Eukaryota, Metazoa, Chordata, Actinopteri, Cypriniformes, Cobitidae. Gene Ontology annotation, molecular function: ATP binding; protein serine/threonine kinase activity. Gene Ontology annotation, biological process: protein autophosphorylation; negative regulation of apoptotic process; regulation of mitotic cell cycle.